Molecule: messenger RNA, 451 nt
Organism: Linderina pennispora
Lineage: Eukaryota; Fungi; Kickxellomycota; Kickxellomycetes; Kickxellales; Kickxellaceae
Exons: 1
Coding region: 110-394 (94 amino acids)
Source: RefSeq, a predicted model, not a curated record
AGAGAUAUGUGCAAGUGUAAUGUUAUUGGUGGUAAAGCCAAUAGUGGCUAUGAUGUUCCUGUUGUUACGCAUAAAAUGAGUUUGAAAUGAUAAAGAUGUCCUAUCUGUCAUGGAAUAUACAAACUGGGUAAUUACAACAGAUGACAAGGAUGAUCAAGUUGCUAAAGGUUGCGAAGCUUUUAAAGUCAUGAAAGAAUUCUCUCAGCAAACAGACGUCUUUAUCAUUGCUAAUAAUAAGGUUGAUUGUUGGUUAGUGAAUGACAAUACUGGUGAGAAAGUACAAAUCACACAUCAUGAUGCUGAACAAGGAAUUAUAAUAUGCGAAGGAGAUGAAAUAUCUUUUAAAGCUGCACUAAGAAAUUUGGAAAGAAAUGAUACUAUGAUCUACAUUUGAUGUCUUAACGAACUAAAGUUACUUAAUUACAAUCAGACGUAGAUUUUGAUUUUAAAA